Nyctereutes procyonoides (raccoon dog) is the source of this 1025-nucleotide messenger RNA. RefSeq names its product dorsal inhibitory axon guidance protein (gene DRAXIN). Gene Ontology annotation, cellular component: extracellular region. The transcript has 6 exons. The record is from RefSeq and is a predicted model, not a curated record. The coding region runs from base 1 to 1005 and encodes 334 amino acids. Gene Ontology annotation, biological process: Wnt signaling pathway; axon guidance. Lineage: Eukaryota; Metazoa; Chordata; Mammalia; Carnivora; Canidae.
AUGGCCCGGCCCGGCACCCACGCUGUCCCCGUGCUGUUCGCCGCCCUCCUGCUGCUCCUGGAGCUGCACCCGGCAGGCUCCCUGGGCCCCGGCGCCCCCGCGCGGAACCUCCCCGAGAACCACAUCGACCUCCAGAGCCCGGUGCUGUGGGUGCCGCAGACCAGCCACCACCGCCACCGGGGCCCGGCCAAGAAGGAGCGGGCCCAGGACGGGACUGUGGCCUCCACCACCAGGCAGGCCUCCAGGCUGCCCGGGCAGAGGCCUGCGGGCCUGCUGCAGGACGAGGACCCGCUCCUGGGGCUGGCGCUGCCCUACCCUGAGAAGGACAACCGGCCUCGUGGGUCAGAGAGGGUCAAGAAACGCGGCAGGGAGCACAAGAGGCGCAGGGAGAGGUUGAAACUGCACAGAGGCCGCGCCGUGCUCCGAGGCCCUAGCUCCCUGAUGAAGAAAGCAGAGCCCUCCGAGGACCAGGCCCUGGAGGCCACCAUGGAGGACUCCUCCACCAGCCUGGCCCCCACCAUUCUCUACCUAACCACCUUUGAGGCGGCACCUGCCACGGAGGAGUCCCUGAUCCUGCCUGUCACGUCCCUGUGGCCCCAGGCUCCGCCCAGGCCUGACGGGGAGGUAAUGCCCACGCUGGACAUGGCCUUGUUCGACUGGACCGACUACGAAGACUUAAGACCCGAAGUCUGGCCCUCUGCGAAGAAGAAAGAGAAACACCGGGGGAGACUCUCCAGCGACGGUAACGAAACAUCCGCGGCUGCAGGGGCGCCGUGCAACCACCACCAGGACUGCCUGCCAGGGACCUGCUGUGACCUGCGGGAGCACUUCUGCACGCCGCACAACCGAGGCCUCAACAACAAAUGCUUUGAUGACUGCAUGUGUGUGGAAGGGCUGCGCUGCUACGCCAGGUUCCACCGGAACCGCAGGGUCACCCGGAGGAAGGGCCGCUGCGUGGAGCCCGAGACGGCCGACGGCGACCAGGGGUCCUUCAUCAACGUGUAGCGGCCCAAGGGGGGCGCCCC